Molecule: messenger RNA, 3673 nt
Organism: Vanessa atalanta (red admiral)
Lineage: Eukaryota; Metazoa; Arthropoda; Insecta; Lepidoptera; Nymphalidae
Product: NPC intracellular cholesterol transporter 1 homolog 1b-like
Exons: 1
Coding region: 9-3668 (1219 amino acids)
Cellular component (GO): membrane
Source: RefSeq, a predicted model, not a curated record
GAUGUGCUAUGUAUGGACACUGUGCAGAAGUUGGAGGAUUUGCAAAACCAUGUCCUGCUAAUCAUGAAGCAUUGCCUUUGUUCAGCAAACUAAGUAAAGAAGACAGAGAUGAAGUAUUUGAUAUAGUUAAAUGGCGUUGCCCUCAUUUGUUAUUCGAUGAGGAAGGUAACCAAAAAGAUGAUGACGAUAUUGUUGCCUGUUGUGACUCCAAACAAAUUAAGGAUCUACACUCAAGUUUACUAUUGGCUGAUGGUGUCUUUGGGCGUUGUCCUAUAUGCAUAAGAAACUUUGCUAGGCAAAUUUGUGAAAUGAACUGUUCUCCAGAUCAAUCCCGAUUUGUCAAUGUGACCUUGGCUAUCGCUCCUGAUGGAUCUGAAUAUGUAAAUGAAGUAAACUAUAGACUUUAUGAAGACUUCAUGGUGAAUGCACAUGCCUCGUGCUCCGGCGUCAUCGUACCACAGACUGGAAUGCCGGCUAUAAAUCUUAUGUGUGGAAAUGCUCCUGUUUGUGAUCCUGAGGCUUGGUUUGGCUUUACUGGCGAUACAGCCAAUAAUCCCAUGGCUCCUGUUCAAGUUAACUUUUUUAGAUGGUUGACAGAGGAAGAUUCAAUGAAUGUUCGGGCUCCAUUGUGCAACGAAACCUUAGAGGGUGAUCUACCUUGUAGUUGUAUUGAUUGUUUUGACAAUUGUCCAGUAACAGAUAAACCAAUAACUCCGGACAUAUGCACUGUAUUUUCUGUACACUGCCUCGGAUUUUCGGUUGGAAUAGUGUUUUUUACUUUAACAGUUAUAAUAUUUACAAUUCUUUCAUUAUUGGAACGUAGGAAAAUAAACAAAGGUUCAUUUAGUAAAGCGGAUGAAAAAUACCAAUAUAAGGUUAAUUUUGUAAUUAAAAUAUUCCAAGAAGUUUUUAAAAGCAUCGGUAUAUUUUCCGUAAAUAACUCCAUAUUAACUAUAAUGUUAACAACAUGGAUAGCUUUUUCAAUGGUAUUCGGUAUUUUAAAUAUAAAUCCAACGACAAACCCCGUGGAACUCUGGUCUGCCCCAGAAUCUCGUAGUCAUCAAGAAUUACUUUACUUUAACUCUAGGUUUGGUCCUUUUUAUCGAGCUGCUCAAGUAUUUUUAACAAUUAAAUUAGAUCCGUUUGUUGUCAAUAAUGUAACUUACGGACCUGCGUUUAGAAUAGAAGCAAUACAAGAACUAAUAUCACUUGAGAAUGCUAUUAUGAACAUUGGAAGACAAGAUGAUACAGUAACAUUGGAAAAAGUAUGCUAUGCUCCUCUACGUCUCCCAGGGAGUGAGCCAAAGUUAGAAGAGUGUGUAUCAAUGUCAGUAUCUACUUAUCUUCCCGAUAGAAACAAUAUUAACAAUAACACAUAUCUUAACAAUAUUCAAAAUUGCCUUUAUAAUUAUCUUUCUCUCAGUUGUAUGGCCGCUUGGGGAGGUGGGGCUGAACCAGAAAUAUCACUAGGUGGUUACGAAGGUGAUAAUAUGUUACUCGCUGAUACUUUGCUAACUAAUUACCCCAUAACGAACCAUUUACUUGCGGACCAAUUAGAACCUGUUUUAGAAUGGGAAAAGAAAUUUAUAGAUUUGAUGCAUGAUUAUGAAAAAAAUUGGAAAUCUGAAUUUGUUGAAGUAGCCUUCGCAGCUGAAAGAUCUAUCGAAGAUGAAAUCGAAAGAAUUUCGGCAGCCGAAGCUAUACCAAUUGCUAUAAGUUAUUUAUUAAUGUUUAUAUACGUUAUUUUUGCACUCGGCAACAUUAAAAGUUUAAGAACUUGCUUAAUCGACAGUAAAGUUACAGUAGCCAUUAGUUGCAUAUGCGUAGUUGUAAUCGCCAUCAUUUGUGCUUUGGGAUUAUUAAUAUAUUGCAAUAUAACAGUGACUUUAUUAGCAAUAAACGUGAUUCCAUUCUUUAUUUUAUCGGUAGGUAUUGAUAACGUUUUCUUAAUGUUGAAGGAAUUGCAACAUAUAGAAAAUAAUUUGAAUAACUAUGAAGAUUAUAAAGAUGACUUUAGUUUUGAAAAGAAACGUAUUUUUGUGUUCGGUAAGAUGAUGCAUAAUGUAGGACCGUCGAUGUUUGUUUCCUCUACUACCCAAAUUACGUGUUUUGCAAUCGGUACUAUUUCUAGUCAACCGGCAGUUCAACAAUUUGCUAUAUUUGCUUCUUUUGCUUUAGGAUUCCUUUUUCUAUUCCAAAUAACGACAGUAGUUGCUAUAUUAUCAAUCGACUAUAAACGGGUCCAUUCUAAUAGAUUCGAUAUUCUAUUUUGUGUCCAAAAGAAAAUACUAGAUGAUCAAGACCCGCUACAAAGUAAUAAGCCAUAUAAAAGUAUUACUGAAAGACUAAUGGAACCUUAUGCCAAAUUUAUCUUAGACCGGCGAGUUAAAAUAAUUGUAGCAAUUGUAUUCAUGGCUCUUGUUUCCAUAAGUGCUAUCUUGAUACCACAGAUUGAAAUUGGCCUGGAUCAAGAAAUGUCACUACCGGCUGAUUCUUAUGUAUAUAAAUAUUUAAUAGCUGUAAAUGAAAUUUUACGUAUCGGACCGCCAGUUUACUUUGUACUCAAAAGUGGUUUAAAUUUUACAGAUCCGGAUCAUCAAAACGUAAUCUGUGGUAGUAGGUUAUGUAAUAAUGACUCGUUAGCAACACAAAUAUUUUUAGCGUCCCAAUAUAGCGAGAUAACAUAUAUUGCUAAAAGUUCAAAUUCAUGGUUAGACGAUUUCUUUGAUUGGAGUAGUUUACCUGGAUCCUGUUGUAAAUUUAACGCGACAACUGGUGGGUUCUGUGCAAGUUCGGAUACCUCACCGGAAUGUAAGGACUGUAUUAUUGAUAGAUCUUAUUUUGGAAAUGGAUUAAGACCAGCAGGUGAAGCGUUCGGUGACUACAUUCCGUUCUUUUUAAUUGACAGUCCAACUGAAUCAUGUAACAAAGGUGGUUUGGCAAGUUAUUUCAGCAAUGUUAACUAUGUACUUGAUUCACAAGGCAAAGCUACGGUGGAGGAUUCUAAUUUCAUGACAUAUCACACCAAUUUGAGAACAUCAAAGGAUUAUAUAACUGCUUUAAAAUAUGCUUAUGAGUUGAGCGAUAAUAUCACAGCAGCGAUAUAUAAAAACACAGGCUUAGACGUUGAAGUUUUUCCAUAUUCCGUGUUUUAUAUAUAUUUUGAACAGUAUUUAUAUGCCUGGGGAGACACUUUUAAAGCGAUAGGAUUUUCUCUUUUGGGAGUUCUACUAAUUAAUUUAUUUGUAACCGGUUUUAACUUUUUAAUUACUUUCGCUUUAAUUUUCACUGUAGUGAUGAUUACUGUUGAAAUGAUGGGUAUUAUGUAUAUCUGGAAUAUACCUCUUAAUGCUGUUUCUUGUAUAAACUUAAUCGUGAGUAUAGGUAUAGCAGUAGAAUUCUGUAGUCAUAUUGCUUAUGCUUAUGCUACUAGUAACAGUCCGCCGAGUCAGAAAGUCAGCGAUGCUAUUAAGAGCGUAGGGGCAACUAUCAUAACUGGAAUAACUUUUACGAAUAUUCCAAUAAUAGUUCUAGCUUUCUCUUAUACAGAUAUCAUUGAAGUGUUCUUCUUUAGAAUGCUUUUUAGUUUAGUUGUAUUAGGUUUUCUUCACGGAAUGAUAUUUUUCCCUGUAUUAUUAAGUUAUUUAAACGACUUAAAAUAUCGAUAAAUGUA